AUGAUAAUCGAAGCGCCGACCUCCGGCCCUCACGUCCUCCUGGCCGAGCAGUGCGGCGGAUUCGGCAUCGGCCUGGCUACUCGCGGCUUCGACGUCGACUUGGACGGCUCUCCAGAGCUUCUGGUCACCUCAUGGCAACAUCAGCCGUCUUUGCUGCUCUUCACGCAGGCGAGCCGGCUAGUUGCACAUUGCCGUGUUAGCGUGCCACCCGUGGUCACCUCUCGAGACAUCAAGGCUGGCGAUAGAAUACCGGUCAGUUUCCUCGCCUCUCUUUAA
Protopolystoma xenopodis is the source of this 276-nucleotide messenger RNA. The record is from the annotation of a GenBank genome assembly. Lineage: Eukaryota; Metazoa; Platyhelminthes; Monogenea; Polystomatidea; Polystomatidae.